Molecule: messenger RNA, 1550 nt
Organism: Gaeumannomyces tritici R3-111a-1
Lineage: Eukaryota; Fungi; Ascomycota; Sordariomycetes; Magnaporthales; Magnaporthaceae
Exons: 2
Coding region: 199-1386 (395 amino acids)
Source: RefSeq, a predicted model, not a curated record
CUCGGCCCAACCCAUGGCAGCUGGCAGCUGUCAAAUUGCCAUCUUUUGCCAUUAACGACGAGCCACCAACCCGCGCACUUUGUAUCCGUCCUAGAUAUCUGACGCCACACAUCUCUAUUUCUACUUUUUAUCGACUGAUCGACUUGUUCUUGCGAGGGAAACAAACAGCGACAAAAAAAACCCCUCUCCCGCAGGACCAUGGCGGGUCCCGUUCGGCACCCCAUCGACGUGGCGGCGCUCGAGGCCUACGUCCGCUCCGACGUGCCGGCCGUGUCGCCGCCUCUCGAGGUGCGCCAGUUCGGCUUCGGGCAGUCCAACCCGACGUACCAGCUGACCGACGCGCGCGGCGCGCGCUGGGUCCUGCGCAAGAAGCCCCCCGGCCGCCUCGUGUCCAAGACGGCGCACCAGGUCGAGCGCGAGCACCGCGUCAUCUCGGCCCUGUCAUCUUCUUCUCCUUCUUCUUCUUCUUCGUCUUCGGGCGGCGGCGGCGGCGUGCGCGUCCCCGUCCCGCGGCCCGUCUGCCUGUGCGAGGACCCGUCCGUCGUGGGCACGCCCUUUUACAUCAUGGAGUUCCUCGACGGCCGCAUCUUUGAGGACCCGGCCAUGCCCGAGGUCGGCGCCCGGGAGCGCGCCGCCCUGUGGGCCGACGCGGUGCGGACGCUGGCCCGCCUGCACUCGGUCGACGUCGACGCGGUCGGGCUGGGCGACGGCAAGUUUGGGCGCAAAGGGAGGUUCUUUGAGAGGCAGGUGCGCACGUGGAAGGGCGUGUGCGACGCGCAGGCCGCGGCGCGCGACCUGGACUCGGGCGAGCCCGUCGGCCAGCUGCCCAGGUACGAGGAGCUGGUUGGGUUCUUUGAGGACGAGGCGCUGCGGCCGCGCGACAGGGUCACGCUGGUGCAUGGGGACUACAAGAUUGAUAAUCUGGUGUUUCACAAGACGGAGCCGAGGGUGAUUGGGAUAUUGGACUGGGAAAUGUCCACCAUCGGCCACCCCCUCUCCGAUCUGGCCAACCUCUUCCAGCCGUUCGAGACGGCCGGCCUGCCGACCGAAUCCGUCCACACGGCCCACGGCGGCUUCGUCCCCGGCGCCACCCCGGGCCUCCCGACGCGCGACGAGGCAGCCGAGCUCUACCGCGCGACCGUGCCCGCGGGCUGGUGGCGCACGGCGGCCGAGAUGGCGGCCGAGCUGCGCUGGGCCCAGGCCUUCAACAUGUUCCGCGGCGCCGCCGUCUGCCAGGGCAUCGCCGCCCGCGUCGCCGCCCGCCAGGCCAGCAGUGCGCAAGCCCGCCGCUACGCCGAGGGUAGGGGCCCGCUCGCCGAGUUCGCUUGGACCAUGGUUGAGAGGGCUAGGGAGGCGGCUGUUGGUGCGGCCAGGGCCAAGAUAUGAGGCCUGGACGCUCAAGGGAGUUAUUUGCUUAUAUCAAUCAAAUAAUUAUUUUUGAUAACCCUCUCCCGAACCUUUAUUCGUGCGCCUGUUAUUGGAUGUCUGCCGCUUACCUGGCGUUUCACCCUUCCACCAACCAAAAAUCGGUGUUUGCACCAAAGUCGGGC